This is a messenger RNA of Besnoitia besnoiti, 759 nucleotides long. Its product is annotated as MYND finger domain-containing protein. Gene Ontology annotation, cellular component: nucleus. The record is from RefSeq and is a predicted model, not a curated record. The transcript has 6 exons. Bases 1 to 759 code for a protein of 252 amino acids. NCBI's taxonomy places the organism in Eukaryota, Apicomplexa, Conoidasida, Eucoccidiorida, Sarcocystidae. Gene Ontology annotation, biological process: regulation of transcription by RNA polymerase II. Gene Ontology annotation, molecular function: DNA-binding transcription factor activity, RNA polymerase II-specific.
AUGUCGCUCGACGAUGUCCAGCACGCGAAGUUCACAUUCCUGUACGUCCCGGCGGAUAUCAACGACGCAGUCCAAGAGCGCACGUUCGAGGGAGAAGAACGCGGGUUCCGCGCUGCGAUGAACGCACACUUCAACCGCGAAAAUCUUCUCCAGAAGGAGGCUGACAAAUUCAAAGAAGACUUGAGCAAGAAAGCCGACGGGAAGCUCACCGACGAACAACUCACGACGCUCAUCGGCGCCGAACGCACCUACCAAAUCAUUCCGCUGACUCUCCCCACCAAGGCGAACGGCUUCCACGGCACGAAUGCGUACAUCGACAGCAUUGGGCGCGUAAAAGAUCUCCCCCUGAACGCCCGCGCCUCGCGCAUCUGCUCCACAGACAUUCGCGGAGACUGUUUUCUGUCGACGACGUUUGAUGACGAGGAGACGUUCAGGCGCGUGGACAUCACGAAGAAGGACUUUGAGUCUCUCAUGGCGAACCCGCCCGACGCCCGGGGAAGGUGGAGCGAAACCGCCGCGCUCUCGCAGCUGCUGAGUCAGCAACAGGCGGCCGCGGCUGCUUCUCAGGCUGCGCUCGCGAAUAAAAACAAAGAGCACGUAUGCGGCAACUGCGGGAAAAAGGAGACGCCCGCGGGCGAAGCGUCCGAAAAUCCGGUGAAGCUGAAGCGUUGCGGCGCAUGCGGCGAGGUCUACUACUGCAGUGCGGAGUGUCAGAAGCAGGAUUGGCGGCACCAUAAGCGUGUGUGCAAAAAGAAAUGA